GACCCACUGUGCAGGCACUGUGCGAGCUGGACGACCUUGGACCGGUUCCCAGAGAAGCGCUGCAGAGGACCGGCCCAGCGCGCGGAGCCCGGCCACUGGCACGGCGCAAAGCUGGAGCGUCCGCGGAGACCCCGACACUGCCGACUGCGGGCGGGCUUACCGGUUAGCCAAAGCUCCCCACUGCCCCGUGCUCCGCCGCAGAGACCGCCGGCGAGAUGGCCGCGCGUGUCGGCCUCCUGCUGCGCGCCCUGCAGCUGCUGCUAUGGGCCGGCCUAGACGCCCAGCUCGCGGAGCGCGUAGGCCAGGAGCUGCGCAAGGAGGCAGAGGCAUUCCUGGAGAAGUAUGGAUAUCUCAGUGAGCAGGUCCCCAAAGCUCCCACAUCCAUGCAAUUCAGCAAUGCCAUCAGGGAGUUCCAGUGGGUGUCCCAGCUGCCCAUCAGUGGCAUGCUGGACCCCGCCACCCUUCGUCAGAUGACACAGCCCCGCUGCGGGGUUGCAGAUACUGAUAGUCAGGCAGCCUGGACGGAGAGGGUCAGUGCCCUGUUUGCUGGACGGCAGGCCAAAAUGAGGCGCAAGAAACGCUUUACAAAGCAAGGCAGCAAGUGGUACAAGCAGCACCUGUCCUACCGCCUGGUGAACUGGCCCCAGCACCUGCCUGAGCCGGCAGUUCGGGGAGCUGUGCGCGCCGCCUUCCAGCUGUGGAGCAACGUCUCGGCCCUGGAGUUCUGGGAGGCCCCAGCCACAGUCCCUGCUGACAUCCGCCUCACCUUCUUCCAAGGGGACCACAACGAUGGGCUGGGCAACGCCUUUGAUGGCCCAGGGGGCGCCCUGGCGCACGCCUUCCUUCCCCGCCGAGGCGAAGCGCACUUUGACCAAGAUGAGCACUGGUCCCUGAGCCGCCGCCGCGGGCGCAACCUGUUCGUGGUGCUAGCCCAUGAAAUCGGCCACACGCUCGGCCUUACCCACUCACCCGCGCCGCGUGCGCUCAUGGCGCCCUACUACAAGAGGCUGGGCCGCGACGCGCUGCUCAGCUGGGACGACGUGCUGGCCGUGCAGAGCCUGUAUGGGAAGCCCCAGGGGCGUUCUGUGGCCAUCCAGCUUCCGGGAAAGCUGUUCACUGACUUUGAGUCCUGGGACCCCCACAGACCUCAGGGAAAGGACUCAGAAACCCCGGGUCCUAAAUAUUGCCACUCUUCCUUCGAUGCCGUCACUGUAGACGGGCAACAGCGACUGUACAUUUUCCAAGGGAGCCAUUUCUGGGAGGUGACAACUGAUGGCAACGUCUCAGAACCCCGUCCACUGCAGGAAAGGUGGGCAGGGCUGCCCCCCCACAUUGAGGCUGCUGCAGUGUCGUUGGAGGAUGGAGACUUCUAUUUCUUUAAAGGGAGUCGAUGCUGGAGGUUUCGGGGCCCCAAGCCAAUGUGGGGUUCACCACAGCUGUGCCGAGCAGGGGGGCUGCCCCGCCACCCGGAUGCGGCCCUCUUCUUCCCUCCUCUGAGCCGCCUCGUCCUCUUCAAGGGUGCCCGCUACUAUGUGCUGGCCCGAGGGGGACUGCAGGUGGAGUCCUACUACCCCCGAGGCCUGCAGGACUGGGGUGGUGUCCCUGAAGAGGUCAGCGGCGCCCUGCCCCGACCAGAUGGCUCCGUCAUCUUCUUCAGAGAUGACCGCUACUGGCGCCUUGACCAGGCCAAACUGCGGGUGAUGGCCUCGGGCCGCUGGGCGGCAGAGCUGCCCUGGAUGGGCUGCUGGCACGCCAACUCGGGGGGCGCCCUGUUCUGAAGGCACCGCCACCUCUCAGUGAACUGUUGGUGCCCUCAUGAUCAACACGUGUUCCCUGCCCCAGGGGCAGAAACUGUCUUGGAAGCCUGACUCCCUGAAGAAGACCCAGCAAAGAAAUCGGUGUUUUUUUCCCUGGAGAACGUGGCAUUGUCUCUGCUGUCCCCACCACAAGGAGGUGGGGCUGGGAUCACUCCAAGGAGAAGCCAAAAAGGGUCCCAGACCGUUUCCCCCAAGGACUCUUUCUUCCCCAAGCCUUGGGGAUUUUGUUUCUUCCACUAAAGGUGCAGUUCCUGUCUAUGAGGCGGCAGCAGUGGGCAACCAGGGACGAUGCUAAUCUCAAUGGAGAGGUUGGGACCACUUUGCGAGACUGUUGCCUCACCUUCAGGACCUCCUGGCUCAGUCCUUGGAGAAUUGUGUCAUAUUUAAUCAGAGGCCCUACCUCAGGAAGCCUGGAUGGGUUAGGACAAGGGUCUCCAACCUCAGAGGCCCUGAGUGGGUGGUCAGGACUCAGACCGAGAAGGAGACUGAUACAGGCCUGCUGGGCCCUGGCUUUUUGUGGGAAGCUGGAAUAAAGAGGUGUCCCCAGUGGUGGGCCAGGAGGCACAAAUCAGUCUUCCUUGGAAUGGUUUCCAGUGAGAGGUAGGUA
Molecule: messenger RNA, 2424 nt
Organism: Hipposideros armiger (great roundleaf bat)
Lineage: Eukaryota; Metazoa; Chordata; Mammalia; Chiroptera; Hipposideridae
Gene: MMP28
Product: matrix metallopeptidase 28
Exons: 8
Coding region: 216-1778 (520 amino acids)
Biological process (GO): extracellular matrix organization; collagen catabolic process; proteolysis
Cellular component (GO): extracellular matrix
Molecular function (GO): metalloendopeptidase activity; zinc ion binding
Source: RefSeq, a predicted model, not a curated record